This is a messenger RNA of Erigeron canadensis, 777 nucleotides long. RefSeq lists its product as uncharacterized. The record is from RefSeq and is a predicted model, not a curated record. The coding region runs from base 114 to 749 and encodes 211 amino acids. Lineage: Eukaryota; Viridiplantae; Streptophyta; Magnoliopsida; Asterales; Asteraceae. The transcript has 3 exons.
GCUAUAAAACUGUGGAAUUCAGGGAUUUUCGAUAUUACUGUACUCAUUGUAACCGGAACUCAACCCCACGUCAAGCUUACAAGUUAGUGGUACAAGUAUACAACAACAGAGAGAUGAUGGAAUGUAUUGUGUUCAACGAUAAUGCUAUUAAGCUUUUAGGAUGUACAGUUGAUGAGCUAAUUGCUAAGGAUUCACAAGAGGGCGCUGGCGAUCCCAAUUGGAUACUCGAUUUCUUCAUAGAAAGUUUGUUUGGAGUGCCGGUCGUCUUUGGAAUCAAAGUUGAUGAGUACAACCUAAAGCCUUGGUUCUCCCGUAGGUUUACUGUCUCAACGUACUAUGGUAAUGAAUUUGGUGUCCUUAACCACGUAAAUACCACUAAGUCACGUGUACUGCCCCCGUUACUUCCGGUUAUUGCCAAUCCACUGUCAACACUUGAAUACGAAAUGCAAACAAAGGUCACGGAAUUUGAAGAAGAAAUGAUGGAUGAAAUUCAAUGGGGGCCUCGUGUGACUUCAUCAACCAUAAAAGAUGCCCCUAAUAUGGUCUCAAAUGCCACAAAUGAGGAACCUUCCAAUAACAUUGGCGAAUGUAACAUGAUUAACGAUGCUACUAUGGAAGGUGAAAAUUCCAACGUUGGAGGUACCAUUGAAGAUGUAGAUAAUAUAAUAAUUAAUGAUGGUGGCGAUUCAAUGGUUGAAAUUACUAUAGAAGUUGGCGUUUCUAAUGAUAACUUGGGGAAUAAUACAUAGCCUUAUAUAUUUUCCAUUUACUUCUUAC